Nicotiana tabacum (common tobacco) is the source of this 1050-nucleotide messenger RNA. The record is from RefSeq and is a predicted model, not a curated record. Lineage: Eukaryota; Viridiplantae; Streptophyta; Magnoliopsida; Solanales; Solanaceae.
CAGGUUGACAGAGGAGUUACUCUAAGUGAAGCUCUCCUUAGGCAUGACAAGUGGCUUGAGAAGAAAGGGAUAAAGAAUACCAACUUUGCUGUUGUGACAUGGUCCAGUUGGGAUUGCCGUGUGAUGUUGGAAUCAGAAUGCCGAUACAAGAAGAUAAGGAAGCCUCCUUAUUUCAACCGAUGGAUCAACUUGAAGGUUCCUUUCAAAGAGGUUUUUGGAGGUGCAAGGUGCAAUUUGAAAGAGGCGGUCCAAAUGGCUGGCCUAGCAUGGCAGGGCCGUGCACACUGUGGUCUUGAUGAUGCCAAAAAUACAGCCCGCUUGCUUGCUUUGCUCAUGCACAGGGGUUUCAGAUUCUCUAUCACUGAUUCUCUGAUGUAUCAUUUUAGUAAUGAACCCUCUACAUGGAAGCUACCCCCAGAUCACCCAUCGUUUCCCUCUUAUCAACCUCAAAAGACGAGGGACAUGCCUCCAGGAUUGCAAAAUCAUCAGCCUUACUGUUUCUGUGGAGUAAGAAGCAGCAAAGGGAUGUUCCGGAAACCAGGUCCAAAGCAAGGAAGCUUAUUCUUCGGGUGUGGGAAUUGGACUGCUGCUAGAGGUGCCUGUUGCCAGUAUUUCGAGUGGGCCUUGUCCUGAAGGACCAGAAAAAAUGACAUAACAUUAUUCAGCCGAAUCAUCAUCAUCUCUCUCUUUCUCGCUUCUUUCUCUCUAUGUAAAAAGUGAAACGAAAAGACUUGGUUGAUGACUGUUUGAGGAAGUGAGUCUACACUUCUCUUGUGGAGAUCUUCACUUCCUACCAAAGUAAAUAUGGAUAGUUGAAUCAAACCCUUUGGUUUCCAGUUAAUGUUUAUGAGCGGUAAACUUAGGAAAUGAAAGAUGGAAUGAUCCAACCAUUUUAAACUGACUUGUUAACAGUGAUUGAACUCUAUGGAGAUGAGUAAUGGUGUAGUUAGAAGCAUGCAUUGACAUGCCCAGACAUGCUUUAUUGUGUUAAAAAUAACGUGUGAGCAUUUGCUAUUCAAUGGGAAUGAUAGCAGAGUUGCUUGCUCAUAA